This is a messenger RNA of Dufourea novaeangliae, 1895 nucleotides long. Its product is annotated as BTB/POZ domain-containing protein 2-like. The transcript is spliced from 5 exons. Gene Ontology annotation, cellular component: P-body; cytosol. Gene Ontology annotation, molecular function: protein binding. Lineage: Eukaryota; Metazoa; Arthropoda; Insecta; Hymenoptera; Halictidae. Gene Ontology annotation, biological process: neurogenesis. Bases 402 to 1895 code for a protein of 497 amino acids. The record is from RefSeq and is a predicted model, not a curated record.
AUGGCGUAGCGUUUACGCACUGAGUGAAAUACUGGUGUCUGUCUUGUACGGUCUGCUUGUAUUUGCUAUUUCUUUAAUUAACUGGAAAGUCGCUCGAAGACGUGAAAUUCUGAAUGAACGACACGAUUAAAAUUCAUGCAGUACACCUCGCAGUUUUGUAAUAUAAGAAAAUUCUGUUUUCCCGCGCGUAUUUUGAUGCCCACUGUAUUGUUCCACGGACUUAUUUAGCACCGUUUAUGUCAUAUUUUGUAUUUAUAGCGAUAACACAUAUUUCAGAAAUAGCUUUUAGCACAGAAGUUUUAUUAUUUAAAGAAUCGAUGUUUUCUAUCUUUUGACUUCAUCAUUUUAAUCAACAUAUUAUUGUGUGAAUCUCAAUUCAUUGUACAUAGUCUCUCAUCAUUAUGGAGAUGGGUAUGCCUCGUGAUUGGCAAAUCAACAAGCAAAAGAUUUCGGAACGUGGCCAGUAUCUAUUGGAGACAGGAAAAUGGUCUGACUGCAAGUUUGUUGUUGGACAAGAACCUCAUCAACAAAUAUUAAAGGGACACAAAUUAUUUUUGGCCAUGUCCAGUCCUGUUUUCGAAGCAAUGUUUUUUGGAGGCAUGGCAGAGAAAAAUGAUCCAAUACCAAUUCAAGAUGUGCAACCAGAAGCUUUUAAAGCUUUAUUGCAGUAUAUAUAUACAGAUAUAGUUACUUUGAGUUCUUUUGAAUUAGCUUGUGAAUUGUGUUAUUGUGCAAAGAAGUAUAUGCUUCCAUCACUAGUGGAACUAUGCACAAAAUAUUUAUGGUCCGAUUUAUCUCCAAAAAAAGCCUGCAGAGCUUAUGAAUUUGCUAAAUUAUUCGAGGAACCAAUAUUUAUGGAGAAAUGUCUUCAAGUUAUUCGCACAAAGACAAACGAAGUUUUGAAAGAAACUAAUUGGGAAGAUGUUGAGUUAGCAACUUUAUUAACAGUGUUAGAUCAGGAUUAUUUGCUAAUAAAUUCUGAAAUUGACUUGUUUAAUGCUGUAGAAUGCUGGGCAAAAGCUGAAUGUGCAAGGAAAUCCCUUGAUCCUAGUGAUGGAAAAUUACUGAGAUCUGUAAUUGGCGAUGCUUUAUUGAAAAUCAGAUUUUUAAGAUUAAGUCCUCAAGAAUUUGCAGAAGGUCCAGGUAUAUCACCAUUGCUCACUCAAACUGAAGCUUUUGCAAUUCUUAUGAAUAUAGUAUGUGUCGGAAAUAAAACACCUAUGCCUGAAGGAUUUUCAACUGAUGCACGUAAUAGAGCUGAAUCAUUAAAAGCUUCAGUUGGAGCAAUAGAUUGUUCGAAAUUUAAAGCACCAUGUACAUGUACACCAUACUCCAGCUGUUCACAUACACAACAUUGUUGGCCUUCGCCAUCUUCACAUUCAUUUGAACGUUUUUACAAUGCUGCAACAGUAAUGGAGGGAGGCAUGCGUGGAGGAUCAAAAUAUUAUGGUCUUAGAAAAGUAUUUCAUGAAACAGAUUGUCUUAAUUCCAAUGUGUUAGACUGUUCUGUUACUUUUACUGCAGAUAAAGAUAUUUGUGUACUGGGUGUGCAAGUACCUACUCAACUUAAGGAUAUGAGUCCUGAUAUGUCGUACACUGAACUUUUGUAUGCUCAUCUCUUGGAUUCUGAUGGUACAAGAUUAACUUUCACGCAUUUCACGACAAAAGUGAAUAUUAACACUCUUGUGGAAAUUACAUUUAAUCGACCUAUUUACGUCCUAAAACAUAAGGUAUAUCGAGUUGGAGUUGUUUUUAAUUCAGUUGGUUGUUAUCCAAUGGGAUUAUGCUCUGAAAGUGCAGAGUGUAAUUCUGUGGUUUUCUCAUUUGGUAUUGGUAACAGUAAGGAGAGUGUGCGAGAUGGUUUAAUUCGAUCUAUAGUUUUUACACAUAAGUAA